AUGAAGCGACAGCUUGAAGACCCCAUAAAUGUAUCUAGGAGAAAAAGCCGACGUCUGGAUUCAGACUUAUGCAGUGAAAAAUAUGUUUCCGAAGUGUUGUCUUUGUUUGACAUUAGUGCGAUGUCAGUCGCCUAUCAUUUACCAUUCGAAUAUGUCGAGUCUACUCUGGUGCAUGUACCAGAUCCUGUUCAGGAGCGUAUAAUUUUUUAUUCGUUUCCUCGGGAUAGCGCCGAUAUAAAAACUUAUUCGUCUUUCAUGUCAUACAAAGCGGGUUCAUCUGAAAACUCUCCUUUCUCCAUCGGAGAGCAAAUAUUUCAAAGAAACUGCCAUUCUUCUACAGGUUUCCAUCUAACGGGUGUGGUAAAAACCGAUGGCAAUAUUCGAGGUUUAUUAGAUUCAAAAACCUACAAAGUUUCCAUGACUUUUGACAGGUGCAAAAUUACGUCCGUUUGCUGUACAUGCAACAGCCGUGGACUCUCCUGGUGCCCGCAUGCGGUGGCUCUGGCACUUUUUCGAAUAAACAGGCCUGGUGGUGUAAAUUAUCGCGCCCCAAUAUCUGACACGCUGGUAAAAAUGGACCGCGGUCAGCUGCAGAAGUUUGCUCAAUACUUAAUCGCCUCGCACCCCAAUCGCGUGCUAGCAAGUGCUCAACACCUCGCCGACAGACUUCUUCAACGUGACUCUCAAUUGAAUAAAACCUAUGGAGCGCCAGAUCCCACAGCAGGCGGUGGCAUAAACGACUCCUCCACUUGGUACUUCGACGAGAGCGGGGUUCAAGAACAGCUGCGUUUGAAUUUGGCAGCUCUGGCCGCCUACGGAGUGGGUGGUUGCAACGCGUUUGAAAUAGCCUCCUCACAAACUGUCUCCACUUUCUCCUCCUCCACCACCACCUCUUCAUCUUCGUCCACAUACGGAAGGCUCUUCACCAAUAACGGUCACUCCGACUUCCACCACUGUCGAUUUGGUCGUUUCUCUGCUCGGUAUUCCACUGACGAGGGGCCAACUACAGACGAAAACGGCUAUAAACCUCGGAAUUUUGCCUACCGCUCGUUUGCCCACACCUGGCUGGAGAACUAUCGCCAUCUUCUACGCUCGAAAUUGCCACCUUUCGGCUACACGACCUCCGCCUCCGCUUCUACCUCGAAUCACUCGGUCCACUCUUCGGCGCACUCGAUACAUCACCACAGCGUGAUCGGUAGUGGCGGAGGCGGGAUUGGUAGUGGUAGCUCAAUACAGAUUCUCCUCCCAAGCUUCACGCCACUAAAUAUGAAUACUACUGCUCCGCAUCACUUUCCUGGCAGUCAAAUUGCCAUGGUGUUUGCGAAAACCUACGAACUUCUCGCCGCUCGCGACACAAAUGGACCACGCCUCCUCGCCAUUAUCACCGAAGAACUGCUCAAUUCCGCUAACCUAAUGGCUUUCAAGUCGCGAAGAAAUAACCGCAGUGGAGGCCUUGCGGACCGUGGGGUGUGGGACCCCUACGCAGCUGAUUUCGAUGAGGGUCCAGAUGAUUUCGAUGCCCAAGACGCUCAGAAUCGUCAUCAGAGGACUGGAGCCAGCACCAGCCAACCACCACCGUUAUGGACGGUACCACUGUGGGAGGAGGUGGCACGUCUAUGGACCUGUCUCCUCUUGGCUCCUGGGUUCUCUCCCGCCACCCGUGACGGCUGGCGCGAACGGCUCCUCGCCUGGUCUCAGUCGCCGCAGGCACCUCGCGAUGAAAUCUACUUCUUCCCCUCCUCCUACGCCACCAACAAUCCAUCACCCAUCGAGGAUGGUUCUGCUGCUCCCCGCAGUAGUCGAGAGCCCACUUCUGUCUUCCAGCUGGCCCUGGACGUCAGUGCACUGCCUCUAGAGAUCUCGGAGGAGUUUCCCCCGAUUUCACGAAAUACGCUCUCCGAAUUGAUUCACAUCCUGCCUGCAGACUCCCGUCAAUGUACGUGUCCAUUCUGUGGUGUCUCUAUGGUGAUUAGGCGUGCGUGGGGCGCAGAGGAGGACUUUGUAACGGCGUGUUUGCGUGCCUCUGCACUCCACGUGAUGGGAUUUGCCGAGGCUGCGACUCGACUUGCGGUGACUCUGGCGAACACUCUAAUUGCGUGUCUCGAAGAUGUCUCCCAUAGGGGUGCCAUGCUUGGAGAGAUUACCUCGGGACCCUGUUCACCAACACCGUCUUCACUGACGUCACAACCACCGAGUUUUGUGCGAUCAAAUUCGGGGGGAUCAGGCAAGGCCAUCGGACUCAACUCCUCAUCGGGCGGCAGUGGAAACCAGUCCCGUGGAGGAUUCAGAAGUCCCCCUCCUCCACCACCGCUACAACCUCAACACUUCUCUCCUUUCCAGCAGCGCAACCACUAUCCUUGCACAUCCGCUGGUAUGGGCCUCUCCUCCACCGCUACCGCUAACACCUCCACCUCCUCCUACUUCCACUUUUCGCCACCGUCAUCCUCUGCACCUUGCGUCUUCCCCUACAACCAUCAUUACCACUACCAACAGGGGCGCCAUCGAUUUUCGCCAUGGCAACGAAUGCCUCAGCGCUCCGACCCUUCGCAAUAUAUCUACUGCUCCUCUGAGGUCUCCCUCGACUGCCCUUUCCAUGAGCAUGGUUGGCUGGGGCUGCCCGGAAGACCUGUCAUCAGUUUAGUGGAGUGCCUGCUUGAAGCAGCCUUGCAAAAACUUCAAGAUCCUUCCAGAAGUGGUCUCUCGCCCAGCGAGUACAUACAUCUCGCUCUGAAGGUGGGGAUAUUGGUGCUGUGUCAACAACGUAGCCUCCCAUCUACCAGCGGAGCCCUGUUAGCCUGCCAGGCCCAGGAGAUGCUUCUGAUCCACCUGCUGAAUACCAUUCCGCGCAACGCCAUGACCGCGCAGAUCAUCGGACCUCUUGUUUGUCAGUUGAUGGGCCCUCCACCACCCUCGCUUCACCCUAUGGGUACCGGGACUCAGGGUGCCUGGUGGUGGUCUGCUCUAGGGCCCCUUGUCCACCCAGACACCUACCCCGUUCAUGUCGUCGCCGAGCUCCUCUUCGGACACCUUCUGGCCGGCGAGUCGGCUGGAGCUUAUACUGGCGAACUUGCUUACCUAGUCGCUGCUAGAGCUAUGAGACUUCCGGUCCUUGAACCGGUGUCAGAUAGUCCUCUGGUUAUCAACGCAACCACCACCACAUUGACAGCUCACCAACAUGGCGAUAACUCGUCUCCCCCUUCCACUUACACCACCUCCGCCGCUAUCUCCGCUUCCGGUGCAUUCCGUUCGCCACCAUUGCCCUCCACGUUCUUCAAUGCAGCGAUGACACCAUUUGCCCGUCUUCCCGUGCUCCCCCUACCGCUGCCGCCACCGCAACCACUGCCAAACUACCAUCGACAGGGUCAGGAAACACGUCGUCAUCAGCAUCCGGCCUUUGUGAACCAGGACUCUGUGGCAACUGCCUACCGACGCGACCUCGGUGCCAUGGAGGGCAGACAGGCGCGUCUGGCCAUCAGUCUGAUCCUCGCCUCGCGCUCCGCUGUCUUUCGCAUGGACCACUUCAUGCGGGUCUGCGAUCGACACAUCCACACCUCCAUCAGCCUGCUCUCGGUGUCGCGUGAGGUUUUGGCGGAAGCAAUAGGCCACCGUUUGCACUCCUCAACGAGCGCAUUUUCAUUGGAUGAGCCAGCCUUCCUGCUUAACACCUCCGCUGCUGCUGCCGCCGCUACCGCCACCACCACUGGAAUCUCCGGGUCCGCCAACACUGGCACCUCACUUACGGCAGGUACAACCUCCGCUGCUGGCAGUCUGGGUUUUGCGAACCUCCUGCCGGUCAAUUUCGUAACAACGCCGCUGCCAACAAAUGCUCUGCAGGAACGGAUCUCUCUAGUCUGCGCUGCCUUUCACUUGGCGCUGUGCGUGACGGUGCGCACUGCCUGGCCUCGAGUGCACUGGCGUCGGCGAGAGAUGCUCGGUUGGGCCGUGUCUACGGGCCUGCUGGCUGGUCCGCCAGCACUUCUGCAUCUAACUCAGGCGUGGAGUGUCUAUGCCAGUCCUCGAGAGGCCGUUACGUGGCUAGCACCCACCCUCCUCGCCUGCAUAGCCUGUAUUUCACCCGUUGGUGGGGCCGCAGGCGUUGGUGCAGGGGCAAGCAGAGGUGCUGGUGCGAGGCCCACGCGAAGCAGCGCCGAGGGCAUGCUGUUUCUCCUCCCGCGCAUCUACAGCUUCUUUUCCUUCACUCCCCUCGCUGUAGAGCAAAUCAAAGUUGCGGUCAGACAGAUGACCAUUCAGCAUCUUAAAGAGGCUCACCUCUGUGCCUACAGCGGUGAUAACUGCCAUUAUUGUUCCGGUAUAUGCGAGAACGUAGGGGAAAUCGACGUGGUAGAUCAGGUCUAUAGUGGCAGCAAACACGAGGGCACCUGUAGCGAUGCUAAGGAGGAUGAGGAGGAUUUUGCGGAACCACUCUGGUUCUACCCGGCCUGCAAUUCGCAAGAAGCGCCUAGACCCCUGCGUCUUGGAAGCCGCUAUGUUGAGAUUGUAGUUGAAAAAGCACGUAACCUUUUCCCACUCCUCGCUUUUCUUUUUGGAUACACUAUCGUGUUCUUGACUUAUGGCGUUUCCCAGGCCUUAGUGGCCUUUAGACUCAACCUCAUUGAGUUGCCCCCCUGUGAUAUUUGCGGACAAUCUAGCGGCAACCCACGUGUCCCACAGCUAAAGCGGGCACGACACGUCUUCAUCCCCACCGCCACCAACGAUUGA
Messenger RNA from Echinococcus granulosus, 4719 nucleotides. RefSeq names its product Zinc finger SWIM domain-containing protein 4. The transcript has 14 exons. Bases 1 to 4719 code for a protein of 1572 amino acids. Gene Ontology annotation, molecular function: zinc ion binding. NCBI's taxonomy places the organism in Eukaryota, Metazoa, Platyhelminthes, Cestoda, Cyclophyllidea, Taeniidae. The record is from RefSeq and is a predicted model, not a curated record. Gene Ontology annotation, cellular component: Cul2-RING ubiquitin ligase complex.